AUGAACCGUGUGUGCAAAGCUUAUUUUAACCAUUUCGUGAUCGACUUCAUCGACGAUAUUCUCAUCUAUUCCAAGACUCAAGAAGAGCACAAGCGACACUUGCGUCUUAUCCUUCAGCUUUUACGCGUUGAACGUCUUUACGCCAAAAUCUCCGAAUGUGAAUUUUGGUUAAAAGAAGUUCAAUUCCUUGGUCACACUGUCAAUGAACUUGGUAUUCACGAUGACCCUUCAAAGAUUGAAGCUGUGAAGAAUUGGAUUGCUCCUAAGUAUCCGUCUGAAAUUCGUUUGUUCCUUGGUCUAGCUGGUUAUUAUCAUUGUUUCAUUUCUAACUUCUCAAAAAUUGUCGUUCCUCUUACUUCCUUGACUCAAAAAGAUAAACCUUUUGUUUGGGGUCCUAAACAAAAGGAGUCGUUUCAAACGCUCAAGGACAUGCUUUGCAAUGCUCCUAUCCUUACUCAUCCCGAUGGUAACGACGACUUCGUCGUGUACCGUGAUGCUUCAAACCAAGGUAAGGCGAAUGUCGUGGCCAAUGCACUUAGUCGUACAACUCAUGUCAAGGGUAUUCGUUGCUUUCAACUCAUCGACGAUCUUCGAAACCACAUUCGUGAAGCUCAAUACAUGUUUGUUAUUGAGGGUAACCUCUAUAACGAGAUGCAAUGUGGUGCAGAAUAA
This is a messenger RNA of Helianthus annuus (common sunflower), 672 nucleotides long. RefSeq lists its product as uncharacterized. The coding region runs from base 1 to 672 and encodes 223 amino acids. NCBI's taxonomy places the organism in Eukaryota, Viridiplantae, Streptophyta, Magnoliopsida, Asterales, Asteraceae. The record is from RefSeq and is a predicted model, not a curated record. The transcript is spliced from 2 exons.